Molecule: messenger RNA, 1214 nt
Organism: Capsaspora owczarzaki ATCC 30864
Lineage: Eukaryota; Filasterea; Ministeriida; Capsasporidae
Exons: 2
Coding region: 30-1124 (364 amino acids)
Source: RefSeq, a predicted model, not a curated record
CUUAUUUUUGUUUGUGCAGCGAUCUGAAAAUGUCCAGCGCUGAGCUGUCUGGCUGGGAAGCAUCCAAGCCGUAUCGCGUGCUCCUCUACUUUGUAUCGCUUGUGAUUUGCCUCGUUGUCUGUCUGUGGUUGUGCCGAAAUGUUCAAGAAAUUGCCCAAAGUAAGCGCCGACGCCUCGUUCAAGCCUAUCUCGCGAUCGCACUUGUCGCGCUUGCAUUGACGUGGUACAACAUUCUCUCGUUCCUGCAUGUGGAUUACGCACGCUACCGCGAUGUUGAUGCCUGGCUGGCCAAGUCCGAGUUCAUGGUCAAUGCAUAUGUGACGGUCUCAGACACGACCGAGGGCUGGUUUUGGUCGUCGCAGCUGUUGCUGUUCACGACCGUCUUCAUCGUCAUGCUCGUCGUGCAGAGCCGUCGCCAUGCGCAGCCCGUCUGGCACACAGUGGCAUACGUGUGGCUUGGCUUUGGCGGGGCGAUCAGCGUUGCGUUCGCCCUCUUUGCCUGCCGAUUGCAAGCGCUGCGUGCGGUCGUCAAGGCUCCCGCCAACGGCAAGAAGGAACCACCAACGACACGGGCUCAGCAGACUGGAACUGGAGGUGGCGCGCUCGGCGGGUUGAGCAUGGUGGCGCUCACUGCAUUGAUUCUCGCUUCGGUUGGGUCGAUUUUCUGCUUCCCGCUGUACGCUGGCACCCGCUGGUUCAAGUUCCACCUCUUGUUUGUGCAUCUUGCGCUUGCCCUCCCUGCCGUGCUCCCAGCAGCGAAGGGGUCGUCGUCGUCGUCGUCAGUGCAGACACCCUCCCGCUCGUACAUUUUGCUCCUCGCCACGAUCGCGUGCCUGUCGUUGGGCCACCAUCUCGUACUGUGGCGCGCCUUGCUGAGUGGCCCAGGCGCGUUUGACACUAUGACCCUCCUGCAUGCGGGCUUUGCUCACUUUUGCCAAGCCGGCAUUUCGUGGGAUGCUGUUUUUGUGACUUUGCUGGCGACCCUAUUUGCUGGUAUUGAAAGCGGAGUGUUGGUCUCAGCAAGCGUAUUUGUUGGGAGCGUCGUCUUGUCGCCAGCUGUCGCGUUUGCCCUAUUUCUGAUCCGCAGCGAGAUGGCGCAGCAGCAACACGCCAAGAAGCAAUAACACAACCCCUUUUGAUUUUUAGAUGAAUACUGAUGCAUUUUCGCGCAUUUCCAAAGUUAUUCAAUAACAAUUACAGAUGACACACAAACG